This is a messenger RNA of Botrytis porri, 1425 nucleotides long. RefSeq lists its product as uncharacterized. Bases 1 to 1425 code for a protein of 474 amino acids. The transcript has a single exon. Lineage: Eukaryota; Fungi; Ascomycota; Leotiomycetes; Helotiales; Sclerotiniaceae. The record is from RefSeq and is a predicted model, not a curated record.
AUGAGGCAGACAAUUACUGUCGAUUACCUUGUCAUUGGUGCGGGUGCCAUGGGAAUGGCUUUUGUCGACACCCUGUUCACCGAUGACAAGAAAGCAACGUUCGCUAUUGUCGACCGCUACAACCGCCCAGGUGGUCACUGGACCAAGGCCUAUCCUUUUGUCCGCCUUCACCAGCCAUCUAACUUUUACGGCGUGAAUUCCAGGGACCUUGGUGAGGACAAGAUUGACAUGGUUGGUUGGAACAGAGGCUUGGCCGAGCUCGCGACCAGUGACGAGAUCCUGGCCUAUUAUACCCGGGUCCUAACACAGCGAUUUCUACCAUCUCACCGGGUCACCUACUAUCCUUUGUGCGAGUAUACUAGUGGCGGCGAGUUUUACUCUACUGUCACCGGGAUGAAGUAUUCUGUCGGAAACGAAACUCGGAUUGUCGAUGCCACUUUCAUGCGCGUGAAGGUCCCCUCUAUGAGCCCGCCUGUCUAUAGUGUCGCGGACGAUGUUAAACUUAUCACGCCGAAUGAGUUAGCUCAAGUCUCUCGACCUUACGGUAAUUAUACUGUUGUUGGUGCUGGCAAGACCGGCAUUGAUGCCUGCCUGUGGAUGUUAAGCAUGGGCAUUGAUCCGUCAAAAAUUACAUGGAUUAUGCCACGCGACUCGUGGUUAUGGGAUCGGAGUUCUGCUCAGCCCGCGAGAUCAUCUGUCCAGGUCCAGAAGACACAAGACCAUUUUCAAUCAGAAAUCGAAGCGACCAUGGCCGCCACAUCGGUAGAUGAUUUGUUCAAACGGCUAGAUGCAUCCGGGGCCCUGUUGCGCGUUUCUAAGAACGACUGGCCCACCAUGUUUCGCUGCGCUACAGUAUCUUUUGCGGAAUAUGAGCAGAUUAAGAAGGUCGAGAAUAUUAUUCGCAUGGGUCGGGUGAAACAGAUUUCUGCGAAUCAGGUGAUUCUAGAACGCGGCGAACUCAGUCCUGUGCUCGAUACACUCUAUAUCGACUGUACGGCUGAUGGGCUCAAAGGAUACGAUCCAGUUCCUGUGUUCAACGGCAAACAAAUCACUCUUCAGGCUGUCCGUGCUUGCCAACAAGUAUUUAGUGCCGCCUUGAUUGCCCAUGUCGAGGCUGAGUUCGAUAAUGACGAAAAGAAGAAUUCUCUCUGCCGCCCGAUAUCGCACCCUAGCAAAUCUAUUGACUGGCUUAGAACCAAGAUUCAAGAUCAUGAGAAUAUGUCAUUAUGGAACGCUGAGCCAAAGAUGGUCACCUGGCUGAGCGAAUCCCGCCUCAAUAUGUUCAAGAACAUCCGACCAUCGCUGCCAGAGAAUCAAGAGGAGCAGCGGCUCGCAUUGCAAGCAAUCGAAGAAAAUGAGGUAGCAUACAUGAAAAAGAUGCGAAAGCUUUAUGACGAUUAUAAAACGGAGAGGGUGGAGGUGUAA